AUGGCGGCCUCAGCAGACCCAGGCACCGAGCUGUCAGCGGAGAGAGACGGCGAGUCCCUGCGGAGGAGGCACACUCAGCCCUGGGAAGACCCUCAGCCCUCACACCGGUCCUCACAGGCUGGAACCAUGCCUCUCACAGCAGGGAACCCCGAGACCCUGGGCUAUGUGUGGGAAGAGGAGAACCAGGCGAGCGGGGAGCAGGAGCAGCACUGUCCUGAGCCGUCGCUGUCGCGCUUCAUGGGCACAGAACUCACCAGCGGGUAUUUCCUGGAGCACAAUGAGGCUCAGUACACAGAGCAGCGGGAGAAGGUCUACAGGUGCAUGCAGGUCCCCAAAGAGCUGGAGAAGCUGAUGCUGUUUGGCUUCUUCCUGUGCAUGGACGCGUUCCUGUACGCCCUCACCCUGCUGCCACUCAGAGUGCUGCUGGCCCUGCUGCGCCUGCUCAUGCUGCCCUGCUGCGGCUUUAGCCGCACUCACGUCUGUCCCUACUGCCACAGAACCAGUGGGAGCCGCCUGCUGCAGCCGGCCCAGGUGUGCGACAUCCUCAAAGGCCUGAUUCUGGUGCUCUGCUACUCCAUGAUGCACUACGUGGACUACGCCAUGAUGUACCACCUGAUCCGCGGCCAGUCUGUGAUCAAGCUCUACAUCAUCUACAACAUGCUGGAGGUAGCAGACAGACUCUUCUCUUCGAUCGGUCAGGACGUCCUGGAUGCUCUGUACUGGACUGCCACUGAACCCAAAGCUCGAAAGAGGGACAAUAUCGGAGUCAUCCCCCACUUCUUGAUGGCCGUGGUCUAUGUCUUUCUCCAUGCCAUCCUCAUCAUGGUGCACGCCUCCACACUCAACGUGGCCUUCAACUCGCACAAUAAGUCCCUGCUGACCAUCAUGAUGUCCAAUAACUUCGUGGAGAUUAAAUCCAAUGUUUUUAAGAAAUUUGGGAAGAACAACUUAUUUCAGAUAUCAAACAGUGAUAUUAAAGAGAGGUUCACCAGCUACAUCCUGCUCCUCAUCGUAGUUCUGAGGAAUUUGGAGCAGAUGUCCUGGAACAUGGGUCACCUGUGGAAGUUGAUCCCCACUGUGGUGAUCGUGGUCGUAUCUGAGGUUGCUGUGGACAUUGUCAAACACGCUUUCAUCACAAAAUUCAACAACAUUCGUGCAGAGGUGUACAGUGAGUACAGAGCCAGCCUGGCCUUCGAUCUCCUCAGCAGCCGCCAGAAAAACGCUCACAGAGACUACAGUGACUCGGUGGCCCGCAGGAUGGGCUUCAUUCCACUGCCUUCUGCUGUUCUGCUUAUCCGUGUGGUUCUGACCUCAGUGAAAGUGCAAGGAGCGCUGGCGUACUCCUGUCUGUUCCUCUUGUAUCUGGGGCUCCUCACGCUCAAAGUUCUGAACAGUAUCGUGCUGCUGGGGAAGUCUUGUGUGCUCAUCAAGAGAGCCAACAUGGAGGACAAGCUGUACGAGCAACCGCCAGCCUCCGAGAGCGAGAGCACGGGCGCCACACAGAAGAGCAGCGAGACGGAACCAUGCUCCACACCCACAGCUGAAUCCGUGGAGGAGGUCCCCGUCGAACCUCCCAAGCCGCCCGUCCCCAUCUCCUCGCAGCCCAGCCCCAGGAGCGACCUGUUCCCCUCCUCCGCCCCCAUCGAGGUGUGCUCCGCCAUGACCGCCGACCACAGCCCGCCUCCGGAGCCAGAAGAGCCCCUCCCGUCUCUGUCCAAGGAGGAGGAGGGGGAACCAGGGGCCAACUCUGAGCUCCUGCAGAGGACUUCCAAAGCGGAGCUGCUGGAGAUCGACCGCUUCACUCUGUGUGGGAACCGCAUUGACUAG
This is a messenger RNA of Knipowitschia caucasica, 1827 nucleotides long. Lineage: Eukaryota; Metazoa; Chordata; Actinopteri; Gobiiformes; Gobiidae. The record is from the annotation of a GenBank genome assembly.